CUCAAAGGUUCGUGUGAUCUUGUCAGGGGUGCUGAUCAAGUCUAUCAGCAGAUGUCUCUGAACUGGCCCAGUAAAUCAGGGGACGUGAUUCUCAUACUUACCUGGCUUAUGAUUCUCGCUAUUGUCCUUUGAUUCCAGCCAGUGCCUUUUGCGCGCGCUCUGUUGAAGGAGACCUCUGACGCCCUUGCCCGACAUGGCACUUCCACCCUUUCUCCUUCUUGUCUUUCUCGCCUUUCUUGGAUCGGCUGCAGCCGAUGCUGAGCAUAACUCUUUCCAAAUUAUCAAUCUUAGCUCACUACCGGUACUUUCUGCAGGUUGUGUCGCGGCUUUGACAAACAACAUAACUUGCAGCUUCAUUGAAGUUGGUGGUUCGCUUUAUCAACAGACGGAGAACCUGACAACCCAAUAUCUUGACCAGCUCUGCACCUCCGAGUGUGCAGACUCUAUCUUUGACUACAGGGCUAAUGUCCUCGAAGCAUGCGAUAAUGACGUGUACAAUGACACAAGCAAUGCAACUCAAUACCAGUCUGCUUCGGGAGGAGCCUAUUCUCCGAUUGUGCUCCCUGACUACUACUUCACCAACUACAGACAGAGAUGCACAAAAGAUAGUUCUGGUGGUUAUUGCUACCAGCAUCUUCUCAGCAGUAACACACAAGACGAGUGCGACGAGUGUGGUCUGAAGAUGUUUCGAGCGGAAUUGGAGAAUGGCUACUUCUACAAUGAAGCUCUUGCAUCGGAUUACUCGUCGCUCACCUCAAGCUGCAGCGUCACCAACCUGCCUUUCACAUCUCCUCCGUCCGUAGUCAUCGCAAGUAACACUGCGGCCAGCCCGUCACCAACUUGUGCAGGAAGAUUAGUCGAUAUUCCAUCUGGGAGCACCUGCGAUGCUGUUGCUGCAGCGAACAAUAUCAGUACCUGGCAGCUGCUGUCCACCAACGGCCUAAUCGGAGGCUGCGUCGACUUUCCCACGUCCGGCGCCCUAUGUGUCUCCGGAACCUGUAAAACACACAAAGUGGAGCCGGGUGAGGAUUGUCUGCAGCUCGUGUACCAGUUCGGUAUGACCAUUACCCAAUUGCGAACUUGGAAUCCCAAUCUAAGUCCGGACUGUGGGAACUUCGACACUGUGGUGGGACAUCAAAUUUGUGUGUCUAAUCCGAGCAACUUCACUAUGCCUACCAAUACGAGAGCUCUUUCUACGACUGCUCCCACAGUUGCUGCAAGUGUACCUACUGACAUUGUCGAUGGAACGAACCUCAACUGUGGUCAAUAUUAUCAUAUAAAUGAGGGCGACACUUGCGCACAUAUCUCUGUCGCAAAAGCCAUUAGUCUCGACGAUUUCUAUUUCCUGAAUCCUGAAAUCAACAGUAAUUGCACCAAUCUGUACCUAAACUACAGCUACUGCGUACAGCCUGUGGGCGAUAUUUCGAGCUACGCCGGCUACGGCAUCGGCGCGGUAACCUCAGGAGUGACAGAAGUCUCGAGCACGAAGGUCACUGGAACACCCACUGCAUUCGACACGUUGCCAGAUGCCACCAUGGCAACUCUGAACGUAGAGCCGACCUCAGGUUACCUCUUUGCUCUUGCUAACGGUACCCGAGGCGACUGUGAAGAGUACACCGACAACAUCUACGGCGCUGUCGACUGCGCUUAUAUCAACCCUGGUGUUGCGACGACCGAUCUUACCAGCUGGAAUCCCUCCUUGAGUCCCUAUAGCUGUACACUGGUCAACGAGACGAGAUAUUGCACCAUUCUUGGCGAUGCCUAUGUCUACGCUAACUACACAGAGGACACGCCUUAUACACCUGGGCCAGCGAAUGCAGCGAAGAGCUCGACAGCAAGUUGCUAUUCAUGGUAUUCAGUUCAAUCAGGAGACAAUUGUUCAUCAAUAGAAGCAGAGUUCGGCAUCAAUCUGGCUCAGUUCUAUCACUGGAAUCCCAGUAUCAAUCAAGACUGCACGGGUCUUCAGGAAGUAGCCGCCUAUUGUGUACUCGGUGAGGAUCUUCCCGAGGGAAGUCCUCCUGGCCCAACCCAAGUUGGCAUUGCUUCCGAUUGUCAGGACUACUACGUUGUCGAAAGUGGGGACGGUUGUCAGUCCAUCGCAGAUGCUUCGCAGAUCACUGUUACCCAGUUGGAAGCUUGGAAUCCUGCGAUCGGGUCCGAUUGCAAGAACCUCCAGCCAGGUUAUGCACUUUGUGUUGGCACGAAAAGCUCUGCCAUAACGACCAGUAGUAAAAGUAGCGCAACUGCGACUCAAACCUGCGCCACUGCCCCGGGUCCGACACAGUCUGGCAUCGCCUGUCAAUGUACCAAAUUUGUGCAACAGAAAGAUGGACAUUACUGUGGUGAUCUCGCUUCCGAGAACGACAUCACUUUGGAUCAAUUCUAUAAGCUUAAUCCUGGAGUUGGAGACAAUUGCCAGUUCUUGGUCGCUGGGAAUUGGUACUGUGUGGCGUCUCCCUCUUCAACGGCACCCUCAACUAGCAAGAACCCAACGUCACCCACCAGCAGCAAAGCGCCGACUCAGACAUGUGCUGCUGCACCUGGCCCUGCACAGACUGGCAUGCCUUGCGACUGCUCUAGAUAUGUUCAGCAGACAAAUGGCAAGUAUUGCGGUGAUCUCGCUUCCGAUGCUGGGAUCACUUUGGAUCAGUUCUACAAGCUCAAUCCUGCGGUCGGAAACAGCUGUCAAUACCUGGUAGGAGGAGACUAUUACUGCGUGGCGACUUCGUCAGCAACAAAGCCUACCUCCACGAGCAAAGCGGCUUCUCCAACAUGCGCCACUGCCCCAGGACCAACCCAAACCGGCGUGCCUUGUGGCUGCACAAAGUUCAUUCAGCAGACAACUGGCAAAUACUGCGGUGACCUCGCCUCGUCUGCCAGCAUCACUCUCGAUCAGUUCUACGCCUGGAACCCUGCCGUUGGCACAUCUUGCCAAUUUCUCGCAGCCGGAAAUUACUACUGUGUCGCCGCACCGGCUUGUGUGAAAGCGCCCGGUCCGUCUCAGUCCGGUAUGCCUUGCUACUGCAAGCAGUUUGUGCAGCAGACCAGCGGGAAGUAUUGCGGUGAUUUGGCUGGUGAUAACGGGAUCACCCUGACGCAGUUUUACGCCUGGAAUCCUGCUGUCGGGGAUGAGUGUCAGUAUCUGGUUGGUGGAGACUAUUACUGUGUCAGUGCCUAGAGGGGUACAAGGCGUGAUGGAUCAUGUGCGUCAGGUUUAGUUUGCACUUCUUAGUCCUCUAUCAGAUUCGCUAAGGUCACCUAAAGAGCAUGCCGCAUAUUUAAACUUAUGUGUAAAUCUGGGCAUUGGAAGAGUGGAUGACUAUGGAGAGCAGGCAACCAAGGCACUAGCUUUGCUAUGUUCGCACAUGAUAGGUCAGUGCACACGUGGUGGCUACUCUCACACUUUGCUAUAUCGAUGACCCGAAUUAAAGCGCUCGAUACACUUAGUCCAUGAAAUCAAAUCGAGAGAAAUACUGG
This is a messenger RNA of Aureobasidium subglaciale EXF-2481, 3477 nucleotides long. RefSeq names its product carbohydrate-binding module family 50 protein. Lineage: Eukaryota; Fungi; Ascomycota; Dothideomycetes; Dothideales; Saccotheciaceae. The transcript has 12 exons. The record is from RefSeq and is a predicted model, not a curated record. The coding region runs from base 194 to 3178 and encodes 994 amino acids.